GUCCGGUCUGUCUCUACGACAACAGGACGUAAACAGAUGGGGUAUCACUGUCACCACUGAAGCCAUUCGAGUGCCACUUACAGUGCCAAGAUGAAAAUCUGAUCACUUAUUGAAGCAAGAUUGACAUCCUUCACUAUGCCCACCAGGAAAUCAAGAUCCCACAGUUCUAAGUCUGCCAAGAAGACUAUGAGCCCAAAGAUAUCUAAAAAGAGGUCUUCAUGCAGUGCCAAAGUCACCACAACAGAGGUGGACAUCCUCAGCCCAGCAGCCAUGGAGAACAUCUACUACAUUGCUCACAAUGCAGCAGACUGCCUGGAGUUCAGAGGAUUUGGAUGGCCAAAUUCAAAGAACAAAAAGAAGAAGGGGACAAAACGAAAGAAGAAAAAAUGAAUCAUAAAUUUUGCCAAAGAGAAUUUUAACUGCCUUCUAAUGGUGACACCUACUGGA
Messenger RNA from Pelmatolapia mariae (spotted tilapia), 447 nucleotides. Its product is annotated as small lysine-rich protein 1. Lineage: Eukaryota; Metazoa; Chordata; Actinopteri; Cichliformes; Cichlidae. The coding region runs from base 136 to 390 and encodes 84 amino acids. The transcript is spliced from 3 exons. The record is from RefSeq and is a predicted model, not a curated record.